This is a messenger RNA of Humulus lupulus (European hop), 1660 nucleotides long. Its product is annotated as protein TUNICAMYCIN INDUCED 1. Bases 66 to 1349 code for a protein of 427 amino acids. The transcript has 3 exons. NCBI's taxonomy places the organism in Eukaryota, Viridiplantae, Streptophyta, Magnoliopsida, Rosales, Cannabaceae. The record is from RefSeq and is a predicted model, not a curated record.
UUCAUUCCCAUUCCCAUAUUAUACACCGGCAUAACCAGAAAACCGAAAUCUCCAAUCAAACAACAAUGGCGCUCGCAUCGUUUAACCUCCGCACAACGCUUUUGCUUCUCUUCGUUUCGCUAUCUCCGCUAUCUUCUUCGGCUCUGGUUUCCUCUCCCGAUUUCUCUCCCCUAUACCCAAAAGCUAUUUCUGAUUUGAAAGAUGCGACGGUGAAGUGGUUGGGGCUUCAAGCGGAGGACCUGAAGAUAUCUGGUUUUGAUUUGAGAGAUGCGCGGGUAGGGCAUUCGGUUGCAUACGAGUUCGAUCUUGAGGUUGAUAACAAGGUCCUUCCUUUUAAGCUUUUGGAGGAUAUUAAGAAAUGGGACUACGUUGAUUUGCCCAUUUUUAGGGUUGAGGGCGGGAUAGUUGAGAAGAGUAAAUUGGAAAGUGGGUUACCUCCUGUUUUGGCUCCGUUUCAGCUCGCUGGCCCAAUGGAGCUUUGGAUUCAAGAUGCCAAGGAUAUGAGGAUCUCCCUCCCUCAUGAUGUGGAUGCUGGUGUCUUGAAGAAAGUUAUAUUAGCAGAUGGUGCUGUGGUUACGAUCAAGGGUGCCAGAUCGGUUAGCUUGCGCCACCCACUUGAUCUGCCUCUUCCUUUCAAUCGAACAGGCAAUGGUUUUGCCUCUGGUCUACUUACCCUGGCUGAAUGGCUACGCCAUGCUUCCCGUACUCAAGGCUCUCCACUGCUCUCACUCCGCGUAGUUGGCCCCACCUCUAUCGCAUCUCCAUCGUCAUCAUCAUCCUCACCCUCUUCAAGUAACAGGCUUAAGCUUAAGCGACUUGCACCAGGUCUUGUAGAGCUGUCCUCGCCAUCUAAAACCAAAGCUAUUGAGACCCUUUCCUCUCUUGAUCUUCCAGAUGAAGCAACUUCCCUCUUAAGUCCAAGUCAGUUCACCACUUUGUGGCCUCUUGUUUCUAUCAAUGGCUCCAACUCGAAUGUGGUUGGUUUUGAGACACUACUCGCUUCUGUUCUGGGUUCUAAAGCUAACAAAAAAGGCUCCUUUAAGUUGCUAAAAGCAGAUGUUUCAUCCCAAACCUAUUUGAAGAUUGGCUUUGCGGCAGAGAAGAAGUUGAAAGAAGGAGAUGGUGCUGAGUGGGAAGGUUUUCCUGAGUGGAGAACAAAGCCUGAGACAGUAAAGAUGCAUUUUGAGGUACUUGCUAAGGUAGAUGGUGACAAGGUUGUGCCGGAGAGAAUCGUACCGGUUAAACCCGUUGUUGUGGAAGACACUGUGGCGCCUAAUGUGCUUUCAGGAAACAUGACAAUGUCAAAGACUCCUAUUAUUUACCCUCCUCCUGAUCCCUUCACAUUAUAAAUCAGUGUACAUCAUAAGGUGAUUUCUCCCUGGUCACAGGGUUGAAGUGUAAAGAUUAAGUGUGUUUCUGCCCCUUUUAAGAGUUUAGAAUAGAAUUAUACUGUAUAAAACUUAUGGACUUCGCAAUGGAAGGUCCCAUUUUCACUUAUACCUCCCGAGGUUGGUUACUACUAAAAUAUUAAAGCCAAGUAUAAGUUUGUCUUGUACAAAACCCGGAUGAGUGAGUGGUUGAGAGUAUUGAGACUUGGGAAUAUAAUGAUACAUUUUUUGAAAACAAGAAGGAACUUUUUUAUGUUUUAUUUAUUGUGAAA